UGUGACUGUUUUUUGCGAUUGUAAAAUAAAUGAAUGAUAAUAUUUAACGUUAAUGGUUUUUUUCUGGAGAACUACAUCUAAAAUAUAUAUAUAGAGAAAACGAACACGGUGUGAAGAGAUUUUUGAAAAUUUAGCCGGAUAUCAAACAUUCCAUUACUUAUGUAAAGUAACUAGACAACCCUGCUGCCGACGCUGUCCUUUCCGGCCAAUGGCAACCCUGAUCCUGUUUGUGGCGGCAUUUUGAUCAGAAUUUGCUAUUAUUUUUUGCAAGCCCAGCAGUCGUCCAUAGAAAAUGCCCCGUGUUGCCAAACCGAAGGUUGCUGCCGGCACAGCGCCGGCCAAGAAGGCGGCGCCCGCCAAGAAGGCCAAGAAGAACAUGUACGACAUGCCGGAGAAGGUGCCGGAGGGCACUGUCUUCACAGAUUUGGCCAAGGGCCAGUGGCGCAUCGGCCCUUCCAUCGGCGUGGGCGGCUUCGGUGAGAUCUACGCCGCCUGCAAAGUGGGGGAGAAGAACUAUGACGCCGUUGUGAAAUGCGAGCCCCACGGCAAUGGACCGCUUUUUGUGGAAAUGCACUUCUACCUCCGCAACGCCAAGCUGGACGACAUAAAGCAGUUUAAGCAGAAGAACGGCCUCAAGUCGCUGGGCAUGCCCUACAUCCUGGCCAACGGAUCGGUGGAGGUGAAUGGCCAGAAGCAUCGAUUUAUUGUGAUGCCCCGCUACGGCAGCGACAUCUCAAAGUUCUUCGUGGCGAACGGAAAGCGCCUGCCCGAGGGCACAGUCUAUCGACUGGCCAUCCAGAUGCUGGACGUCUAUCAGUUCAUGCACGGCACCGGCUAUGUCCAUGCCGAUCUGAAGGCCGCCAACAUUCUGCUGGGCCUGGGCAAAGGCGGAGGAGCACAGGCCUACCUGGUGGACUUCGGCCUGGCCUCCCACUAUACGACGGGAGAUUUCAAGCCGGAUCCCAAGAAGAUGCACAAUGGCACGAUUGAGUACACAUCGCGAGACGCCCAUCUGGGCGUGGCCACCAGAAGAUCCGAUCUAGAGAUUCUCGGCUAUAACCUUAUCGCGUGGAUGGGAGUCGAAUUGCCCUGGGAGACGCAAAAACUCUUGGACGUUCCACAGAAGGUGCAAAAGGCCAAGGAGGCAUUCAUGGACGACAUUGUCGGCAGUCUCAAGUCGCUCUUUCCCAGGGGAGUGCCGGCAGCCAUAGAGGAGUUCAUGAAGUACGUUACCAAAAUGACGCACAACCAGGAGCCGGACUAUGACAAGUGUCGCCUGAUGUUCCAGAAGGCUCUCAAGCAGAUCGGAGUACCGAACAGCGGAGAUCUUGACUUCAAGAUAAAGCCGCAGACCAGCAGCAACAAUAAUAUUAGUCCUCCAGGUACUAGCAAGGCGGCACCAGCUGCCAGGAGAGCCAAAAAGGUAGAAUCUCCCGUGGUAAACUCAUCCAUUGAUGAAAUAAUCUCCGCCAGCGAUGAAGAGGAGGAAGAGGAGAAACGCAUUAAGAGGGCGGCCAUGAAGGCUUCGCCCGCAGCUCGAAGAGCUGCCAUGAAGGCUUCGCCCAUUGCGCGAAAAGCUGUAAUGAAGGCGUCUCCCGCAGCUCGAAAAGCCGCCAUUAAGACUUCGCCCGAAGCUCGGGGUGCAGCCCCAGCGUUUCCCAAAAAGCGUGAUGCCGCCAGUCCAACCAAUCAAAAGCGGGUAAAGACUGAUCCCGAUUUGUCGCCCAAGCCAAGGGGGACUCCCAAGGCCAGCCCUAAGCCACAAACCCCCUCAGCAACAACCCAGCCUAAGACGCCAAAGCCUCACACUUCCGGAGCCAGCGCCAAGCUCAACUUUAGUCCAGCGAUUUCUCUACGUGGUCGGCCUGGUGGAAAGACCGUGGUCAACGAUGAUCUAACUCCGAAUCCACGCUCCAAAAAAACCUACGAGUUUAAUUUUGAGCUGGACGUGAGCAUGGACGCCAAUGUCAUAGUGAACGUCAAGCGCAAAAGAAAGGCCGCCAAGGAUCAGGCGGCGGCUACUCCAGAAUCUAGGACUCCUUCCGCACGCAGCAUAGCCAGCUCGAAGGAGGAGGGCGGAACACCCGUCACCCGCGUUAAUUUCCGCAAGGUAAACGGCCACGACGAUAGCUCUUCAUCUCCCGCCAAGAGCCCGCGCACACCGGUUGUCACCCUGCGCAAAUACCAGCGUUAGGUUAUUGUUUUUUGUAUUGUUAAGCUGAAAAAUUUGAAUAAAUAAAGUCGUAUUAUUUGUGAAAUAUUA
Drosophila kikkawai is the source of this 2263-nucleotide messenger RNA. RefSeq names its product nucleosomal histone kinase 1 (gene ball). Gene Ontology annotation, cellular component: nucleus; cytoplasm. Lineage: Eukaryota; Metazoa; Arthropoda; Insecta; Diptera; Drosophilidae. Gene Ontology annotation, biological process: signal transduction; peptidyl-serine phosphorylation. The record is from RefSeq and is a predicted model, not a curated record. Gene Ontology annotation, molecular function: protein serine/threonine kinase activity; ATP binding.